Parnassius apollo (apollo) is the source of this 2880-nucleotide messenger RNA. NCBI's taxonomy places the organism in Eukaryota, Metazoa, Arthropoda, Insecta, Lepidoptera, Papilionidae. The record is from the annotation of a GenBank genome assembly.
AUGCCGCUAAAUGCAGACGACAUCGCUAAACGUUAUCCAAUUCAUUGGCUCGUUUGGAAUAACGAGCAUGAAGAACUCAAAAACUUAUUGGAAGCUAAUAAGUUCACAAAAGAGGAUAUAGAACUGCGGGAUCCUCGCGGACGCACUCCCCUCUUGCUGGCUGUGACUCUGGGAUACAUAGAGGCGGUUCAAGCCCUGAUCGACGCUGGUGCUGAUGUCAACUGCGAAAAAGAUGGCUGGACAGCGGUACAGGAGGCGACGGCGACUGGCGACCCGCAGUUGCUGUCGCUGGUGUUGUCUCGGCGCGACAAACAGCGUCACUUGGCGCGAUCUAGUGGUGUGCCCGAUCUGUUGCGUCGGCUCAGCCUCGCACCCGACUUCUACGUCGAGAUGAAAUGGGAGUUCACCAGCUGGGUACCGCUGGUGUCACGCAUCUGUCCGUUCGACACAUACAAGGUGUACAAGCGCGGCGCGAACGUACGCGUCGAUACCACUCUCGCCGGCUUCGACGAGUCCCACUGGCAGAGAGGAGAGCGGACGUAUAUAUUCAGGGGACAAGGCACGCGCGCCAGCCUGGUGGAGCUGGACCACGAGCUGGGCACGGCGUGGAGCGAACACAUGGAGGCGGACGUGCCCUGCGACUGGCCGCCGCCGCCCCGUGCCGCGCUGCAGCAGCGCCUCGCCGCGCCGCUCGCACUCAACUACCUCGAUACUGACAAGAUCAGCUUCGAGAGGUCAGUGCCCCGCCCCGCGCCGCUCGCGCUCAACUACCUUGACAGCGAUAAGAUCGGCUUCGAGAGUGACUCCGCCCCGCCCCGCGCCGCGCUGCAGCAGCGCCUCGGCGCGCCGCUCAACUACCUCGACACCGAUAAGAUCGGCUUCGAGAAGUCAGUGACCCCGCCCCGCCCCGCGCCGCGCUGCAGCAGCGCCUCGGCGCGCCGCUCAACUACCUCGACACCGAUAAUAUCGGCUUCAAGAGGUGAGUGCCCCCGCCUCGCCCCGCGCCUGGCCGCACAGGAGCAGUGCCUCGCCUCGCCGCUCGCGCUCAACUACCUCGACACCGAUAAGAUCGGCUUCGAGAAGUCAGUGACCCCGCCCCGCCCCGCGACGCGCUGCAGCAGCGCCUCGGCGCGCCGCUCAACUACCUCGACACCGAUAAUAUCUGCUUCAAGAGGUGAGUGCCCCCGCCUCGCCCCGCGCCUGGCUGCGCAGGAGCAGUGCCUCGCCUCGCCGCUCGCGCUCAACUACCUCGACACCGAUAAGAUCGGCUUCGAGAGGUCAGUGCCCCCGCCCCGCUCCGCGCCGCGCUGGCAGCAGCGCCUCGCCGCGCCGCUCGCGCUCAACUACCUCGACACCGAUAGGAUCGGCUUCGAGAGGUCAGUGCCCCCGCCCCGCUCCGCGCCGCGCUGCAGCAGCGCCUCGCCGCGCCGCUCGCGCUCAACUACCUCGACACCGAUAGGAUCGGCUUCGAGAGGUCAGUGCCCCCGCCCCGCGCUGCAGCAGCGCCUCGCCGCGCCGCUCGCGCUCAACUACCUCGACACCGAUAAGAUCGGCUUCGAGAGGUCAGUGCCCCCGCCGCGCCCCGCGCUGCAGCAGCGCCUCGCCGCGCCGCUCGCGCUCCACUACCUCGACACCGAUAAGAUCGGCUUCGAGAGGUCAGUGCCCCCGCCGCGCCCCGUGCCGCGCUGCAGCAGUGCCUCUCCGCGCCGCUCGCGCUCAACUACCUCGAUACCGAUCGGCUUCGAGAAGAACAAAAGCGGCAUCUGGGGCUGGCGUCAGGACAAGACAGAGACGGUGAACGGGUACGAUUGCAAGGUGUUCAGCGCGAACAACGUGGAGCUGGUCUCGAAGAGCCGCAGCGAGCACCUGCCGCGGAGCGAGAGAGCGCGCGCCGCGCCUCGCGCGCCGCUGCACGGCCUGCUGGCGCUCGCCGACCGGGACGAGCCCGCGCCCGCCUCGCCCGUUGAGCCCGAACAGGAGGAUCUACCUCGGACCAGUAGAUCACGUGAAGACCUACAACCAGUAACAUGGGCGGAAUAUUUCAGUGAUGAACCCUUAGAGAAGGACAUCGGGCGACCCAAAGAGAUCACUACUAAAGUGCAGAAGUUCAAGGCAACGCUGUGGCUAUGUGAGGACUACCCGCUUGAACUCCAGGAACAGAUAAUGCCGAUCCUCGACCUAAUGACAGCUAUUUCGUCACCACAUUUUGCAAAACUCAAGGAUUUCAUCCAGAUGCAACUUCCGGCAGGAUUCCCAGUGAAAAUUGAGAUCCCGUUGUUCCACGUGGUGAACGCACGGAUCACGUUCGGCAACAUUUUCGCGACGGAGGUGGCAGUGCCGCACGUGGAGUGCAUUCGCGAGGGCGCGCGCCUGACGUGCGUGGUUGACGACGCGUGCUUCGAGCUGGGCCGCGGCUACCGGCAGCUGGCGCCCGGCCUGCGGGAGUCCAGCGGCACGGACGACGAGGACGCGCUGCUGCAGUACGCCAUACAGCAGAGCCUCAUGGAGGCCGGCACGCACGAUGACCAGGUGGACGUGUGGGAAGCGCUGCGCGGGGCGCGUCCCGUGUCCCCCGCGAGCCCUGCGUCCCCCGUGUCCCCCGCGGAACCCCCUCCGCACCACGGGCUGCUGGCUGCUGAAGAACGACAGCUGCAGAGAGCGAUAGAGGCGUCGCUAUCGUUGUCCAAUCCCGUGGCGGAGGCGGAGCUGCUGAGUGGAGCGGAAGCGGAUGCGGCAGCGGGCGCGGACGAGGAAGCGGAGGCGGAGCUGCGGGCGGCGCUGGCAUUGUCUGCGCGGGAGCAGGCGGACCUCGACCGACAGCUGCGGGACGAACAGAGAGCUUUAGACGAAGCUCUACGGUUGUCGCUCAUCGACAAGUAA